AAGCACCUGCGCGGUGGUUGCCAGGGCGACGCGAGCUUCCCUGGGCUGCCUGGACCCGUGGGAGACACAGUCGCCUGUUGCAGACCUUGACCCCCGCGGUGAUCCUUUGGGGGUUCUCACGAUGUUCUUCUACUUGACCAAAAAAAUUGCCAUUCCCAAUAGCGUGAAGCUGAAAUGCAUAUCCUGGAACAAGGAACAAGGCUUCAUAGCCUGCGGUGGCGAAGAUGGGUUACUGAAAGUUUUGAAGUUAGAGACACAGACAGAUGAUGCAAAAUUGAGGGGUCUUGCAGCACCCAGUAACCUUUCUAUGAAUCAGAUUCUUGAAGGACAUAGUGGUUCUGUUCAAGUGGUAGCGUGGAAUGAACAGUAUCAGAAGCUGACCACCAGUGACCAGAACGGGCUGAUCAUCGUGUGGAUGUUAUACAAAGGCUCUUGGUAUGAGGAGAUGAUCAACAGUCGAAACAAAUCGGUGGUUCGGAGUAUGAGCUGGAACGCUGACGGCCAGAAGAUCUGCAUUGUGUACGAGGACGGGGCUGUGAUCGUCGGCUCUGUGGAUGGGAACCGUAUUUGGGGAAAAGAACUGAAGGGAAUACAGCUGUGCCAUGUAGCUUGGUCCGCAGAUAGUAAAAUUUUACUUUUUGGAAUGGCAAAUGGAGAAACACACAUUUAUGAUAAUCAAGGAAAUUUUAUAAUGAAGAUGAGGCUGAGCUGCUUGGUGAAUGUCACCGGAGCCGUGAGCAUCGCGGGGAUCCACUGGUACCACGGCACCGAGGGCUACGUGGAGCCCGACUGCCCCUGCCUCGCCAUUUGUUUUGACAACGGGAGGUGCCAGAUAAUGAGACAUGAGAGUGACCCGAACCCGGUUCUGAUAGACACGGGCAUGUACGUGGUCAGUAUCCAGUGGAACCACGUGGGCAGUGUGUUGGCUGUGGCCGGCUCCCAGAAAGUGGUCACUCAGGACAAGGAUGUGAACAUUGUGCAGUUUUAUACCCCGUUUGGUGAGUAUCUGGGUACUUUGAAGGUUCCUGGAAAGCAGAUGUCUGCACUCUCCUGGGAAGGAGGCGGACUGAAAAUUGCACUUGCUGUUGAUUCCUUGAUUUAUUUUGCAAAUAUUCGACCUGAUUAUAAGUGGGGCUAUUGCUUAAACACUGUAGUUUAUGCAUAUACCAAACCUGACCGUCCGGAGUACUGUGUUGUCUUCUGGGAUACAAAAAACAAUGAGAAAUACGUUAAAUAUGUGAAGAGUCUCAUUUCUAUCACUACCUGGGGUGAUUUCUGCAUUUUGGCUACAAAAGCUGAUGAAAGCCAUCCUCAGGAGGAGGAUGAGAUGGAGACCUUUGGUGCAACGUUUGUGCUCAUUCUUUGCAAUUCAAUUGGCACACCCUUGGAUCCCAAGUACAUCGAUGUUGUACCACUGUUCGUCACAAUGACCAAAACCCACGUGAUAGCAGCUUCGAAAGAAGCGUUUUAUGUCUGGCAGUAUCGUGUGGCAAAGAAGCUGACAGCACUGGAGAUCAAUCAGAUCACGCGGUCUCGAAAAGAGGGGAGAGAAAGAAUUUACCAUGUUGAUGAUAUUCCUUCUGGAUCAAUGGAUGGGAUUCCUGAUUAUAGCAAAGCCAUUCAAGGCACGAGAGAUCCAAUUUGUGCAAUAACUGCAUCUGAUAAGACACUGAUUGUGGGCCGGGAGUCUGGCACCAUGCAGAGGUACAGCCUGCCCAACGUGGGGCUGAUCCAGAUAUAUUCGCUGCACUGCCGGGCCCUGCAGCUCUCCUUGAACUGCAACUCGAGCCGUCUCGCUAUCAUAGACAUCUCAGGAGUUCUGACUUUCUUUGACUUGGAUGCUCGGGUAACGGACAGCGCCGGACAGCAGGUAGUUGGCGAGCUGUUAAAGCUGGAGCGGAAAGAUGUCUGGGACAUGCAGUGGGCCAGAGACAACCCUGACCUCUUCGCGAUGAUGGAGAAAACAAGGAUGUACGUUUUCAGAAACUUGGACCCUGAGGGUCUCACUAUGCAGUUCAGGCUGGACUUGAACUUACUUUGUAGCCCAGGCCGAUCUCAAACCUGCAGCGACCCUCCUGCCUCAGCCUCCCAAGUGCUGGGAUUACAGGAACCCAUUCAGACCUCUGGAUAUAUUUGUAACUUUGAGGAUUUAGAAAUUAAAUCCGUUCUUUUGGAUGAGAUAUUAAAGGAUCCAGAACAUCCAAACAAGGAUUACAUACUUAACUUCGAGAUCCGCUCCCUGAGAGACAGCCGGGCCUUGAUUGAGAAGGUUGGGAUUGAAGACGCAUCGCAGUUCAUCGAGGACAAUCCGCACCCCAGACUUUGGCGCCUGCUUGCCGAGGCAGCACUUCAGAAACUGGACCUGAGCACCGCGGAGCAGGCGUACGUGCGCUGCAAAGAUUACCAAGACAUCAAGUUCGUGAAGCGCCUGGGCAAGCUGCAGAGCGAGGCCAUGCGGCGCGCGGAGGUCGUGGCCUACUUCGGCAGGUUUGAAGAGGCGGAGAGGAUGUAUCUCGACAUGGACAGAAGGGACCUUGCCAUCGGCCUCCGGCUGAAGUUGGUGGAUUGGUUUCGAGUGCUUCACCUGCUGAAAACUGGGUCUGGUGAUGCGGAUGACAGUCUGCUUGAACAAGCCCACAAUGCCAUUGGGGACUACUUCGCUGACCGGCAGAAGUGGCUGAACGCUGUACAGUAUUAUGUACAAGGCCGGAACCAGGAACGCUUAGCUGAAUGCUAUUACAUGUUAGAAGACUUUGAGGGACUGGAGAAUCUUGCCAAUUCAUUGCCAGAAAACCACAAAUUGCUUCCAGAAAUAGCGCAGAUGUUCGUGAGAGUUGGAAUGUGUGAACCGGCGGUGGCCGCAUACCUGAAAUGCAACCAGCCGAAGGCAGCGGUGGAUACCUGUGUGCAUCUCCACCAAUGGAACAAAGCUGUCGAAUUGGCUAAAAGCCACAGCAUGAAAGAGAUUGGAUCACUGUUAGCUAGGUACGCGUCUCAUUUGCUGGAGAAGAAUAAGACUCUCGAUGCUGUCGAACUCUACCGGAAAGCCAGUUACUUUUUUGAUGCUGCUAAACUGAUGUUUAAGAUUGCCGACGAGGAGGCAAAGAAGAGGACGAAGCCGCUGCGCGUGAAGAAGCUGUACGUGCUGGCGGCCCUGCUGGUGGAGCGGCACCACCAGCAGGUGAAGAGCGCCCAGCGCGGGAAGGCGCCGGGCAAGAGCUCGGAGGCCACCUCUGCCUUGGCCGGCUUGCUGGAAGAGGAGGCCCUGUCCACGGCCAGCCGCUUCACAGACAACGCCUGGCGGGGCGCCGAGGCCUACCACUUCUUCCUGCUUGCGCAGAGGCAGCUGUACGAGGGCUACGUGGACACCGCGCUGAAGACAGCGCUUCACCUGCGAGACUAUGAAGACGUCAUUCCCGCCGUGGAGAUCUACUCCCUGCUGGCGCUCUGCGCGUGCGCCAGCAGGGCCUUUGGCACCUGCUCCAAAGCCUUUAUUAAGCUGGAAUCCUUGGAGAGCUUGAGCGCAGAGCAGAGACAGCAGUACGAAGACCUCGCUCUAGAAAUCUUCACCAACCACACUCCGAAAGACACCAGGAAGUCUGACCUGGACAGCCUUCUUGAAGGUGGCGAGGGGAAGCUGCCCACGUGUGUGGCCACGGGAAGCCACAUCACUGAGUACCAGUUCUGGAUGUGCAGCGUGUGCAAGCACUGUGCGCACACCCAGGAGAUGAGCAGCUACGCCUUCUGCCCGCUGUGCCACAGCGCGGUGGGGUAGGCCGGUGCACCGUGUGGACUGUGAAGCAGGCGCGCUGUGCGGACCUGCCGUAACGGUGUAACGUGGUCUCCGUUAGUCUCCCAUGAAAAUCACUUCAUUAUUUUAUAGUUAUAUUUUUGCACUAUAUAUAUACAUAUAUACAUGAAGACAGUAGAAUACUUUUUGUAUAGACAUACAUCCAUGAAUUUAAAAAGUUAAUACAAAACUUAGGAAGCUAAUCUCUUUUUCUAUCUAGCUAUCAUUUGUAUAUUUUAUGGCUGAUUAUAUAAUGCUGGAAAUAUUCCAAAUAAAUACUUUUCUACCAUGUCAA
This is a messenger RNA of Cavia porcellus (domestic guinea pig), 4085 nucleotides long. It is a transcript of the gene Wdr35, whose product is annotated as WD repeat domain 35. Lineage: Eukaryota; Metazoa; Chordata; Mammalia; Rodentia; Caviidae. The transcript is spliced from 29 exons. The record is from RefSeq and is a predicted model, not a curated record. Gene Ontology annotation, molecular function: protein binding. Gene Ontology annotation, cellular component: non-motile cilium; intraciliary transport particle A. Gene Ontology annotation, biological process: protein localization to cilium; non-motile cilium assembly; intraciliary retrograde transport. The coding region runs from base 122 to 3775 and encodes 1217 amino acids.